Messenger RNA from Otolemur garnettii (small-eared galago), 578 nucleotides. It is a transcript of the gene MORN5, whose product is annotated as MORN repeat containing 5. The transcript has 5 exons. Bases 60 to 578 code for a protein of 172 amino acids. The record is from RefSeq and is a predicted model, not a curated record. NCBI's taxonomy places the organism in Eukaryota, Metazoa, Chordata, Mammalia, Primates, Galagidae.
GCCGAGUCCACUGAGGCUCUGGGUCUCAACCGCUGAAAUCUAUAAUAGAAGCAGGCACCAUGGAGUACACUGGGAGCCAAUAUAUCGGGCAAUAUGUAGAUGGGAGGAUGGAGGGCAAAGCUGAAUACAUCCUCCCUACUGACACACGAUACGUUGGGGAAAUGAAGGACGGCAUGUUCCAUGGAGAAGGAACCCUGUACUUCCCAAGCGGGAGCCGAUACGAUGCCAUCUGGGAAAAGGGAUUGGUCGUAAAGGGCAGGUACACCUUCUCAGAUGGGCUGCAGUAUGACGCGGAGAACUGGCACUACUGCGACAGCUAUGAUCGGAGGUUUUACACGGAGAUCUGCCAUGGCUUGAAGCCCGCAGGUAUCUCUCAACUCACCAAUAUGGACCCACCUAGAAUAAUCCCCAAGGGCUGCUAUGACUGUGGAGACGGCUUCUACAACCCAGCCACCAGGGUCAUCAAGGACUACGGGAACCGCUUUCUGAGGAAUGCAGAUGAUGACGAGCAUGAGUGGAUCAUCCGUACCUGUCGAAAGGGCUGGGACGAGAUCGUGGGACACAGGCCCAAACUGUGA